UUUUUUUUUUUUUUAAAAUAAAAAAAAAAAAAAAAAAAAAAAAAAGUGGAAUUCGUCCCGUUUUUACGAGCUCAUUCAGAGAUUGUUUUGCCCUCAGGACGUCCCUAACUUUCAUAUAUAGAAACGACGGCAACUCCAAACUAACAUGGCAGUCAGACUGUGUGAUGUGGCUUCUCUGCUUAGAAGUGGUUCGUGGGCGCCUGAGCCUUGGACUGGGCAGGUUAUUGCUACCAUGGAAACGCAGCUGUCCAACGGUCCAACUUGCAACAACACGAGCAACGGUCCUUCGUCAAUUUCAAACAACUGCUCCUCGCCUGUAGAGUCGGGGAUGAUAGAGGACAGUAAAACUAACUUGAUAGUCAACUAUCUGCCUCAGAACAUGACCCAAGAAGAGCUGAAGAGUUUGUUUGGGAGCAUCGGAGAAAUUGAGUCCUGUAAACUUGUCCGAGAUAAAAUAACAGGGCAGAGCUUAGGAUACGGGUUUGUGAACUAUGUGGACCCAAAAGAUGCAGAAAAGGCAAUCAACACUUUAAAUGGCUUGAGACUUCAGACCAAAACCAUCAAGGUUUCUUAUGCACGUCCGAGCUCCGCCUCCAUCAGAGACGCCAAUCUGUACGUCAGCGGUUUGCCCAAGACCAUGACGCAGAAGGAACUGGAGCAGCUCUUCUCUCAGUACGGACGCAUCAUUACCUCACGGAUUCUGGUGGAUCAGGUGACAGGUGUCUCCAGGGGCGUUGGCUUCAUUCGUUUUGACCGGCGAGUCGAAGCUGAGGAGGCCAUCAAAGGUCUAAACUGUCAAAAGCCGCCUGGUGCCACUGAACCCAUUACAGUGAAGUUUGCAAACAACCCGAGCCAGAAGACGAGCCAGGCUCUGCUGUCCCAGCUGUAUCAGUCGCCCAAUCGAAGGUACCCAGGACCCCUCGCACAGCAGGCACAACGCUUCAGGUUGGACAACCUGCUGAACAUGGCUUACGGAGUGAAAAGCCGGUUCUCCCCCAUGGCCAUUGACGGGGUGACCAGUUUGGCCGGCAUCAACAUCCCGGGACACGCCGGCACUGGCUGGUGCAUCUUUGUCUACAACCUGGCUCCGGACGCAGACGAGAGCAUCCUCUGGCAGAUGUUCGGCCCGUUUGGCGCCGUCACAAACGUCAAGGUCAUUCGCGACUUCAACACAAACAAGUGCAAAGGAUUUGGUUUCGUUACCAUGACUAAUUACGACGAGGCCGCUGUGGCCAUUGCCAGUCUGAACGGAUACCGCCUCGGGGACAGAGUUCUGCAAGUCUCGUUCAAAACCAACAAAACACACAAAGCCUAAAACCGACUGAGAUUGUAGAAAAUCCACCAAGAAUCGGGUAACGGAAGCGUACCGACCGUAACUUUCUACAUUAGUACAACGGCUUUGUAAUCAGUAUUUAGCGCCCAACAGUGUGACUUUUUUUUUUCUUCAUUGCUACUCUUUGGAUCUUUUCAUUCUAGUUUAAACAAAAAAAUCCUGCAGGUUUUAAAGCCUGCGUUGUUCAAUCUUUGCCGUCUCCACCGAUGGACCAUCUCUAAUGUUACUCUAGGUUUUUUAAUUUUUCUGUUCCAUUUGUUGCACAUUUCUUUAAACCCGUAAGUCUUGUAAGAUUCUGUGUUGUGAUUCUUUUGUAUUUUUGUGUUCUGAUUUGUGCGUUUUUAGCUUUGCGUGGUUAGCAGGUGCUUUUUUUCGAGCCGGUUUCGUUCUCUUAGCUUAUCGUAAUAAGUUGGUAAUUAAUUGGCUGCAUAAUGUUGCUUAUUGUAAACUUAACGGAUAAAAAGACAAAAAAAAAAAAAUCCUAAAGCAGUACCUUGCCAAAGAGCUAAGAACCUCUUUGAUGUGGGUUUAAAAAAGCAUCUAUUUUUAUAAAAAGAAAAAUUUGGAGAAACUUUUUACUGGACCUGGAACAAAAAUAUUUUGACUUGGGAUACUUUGAGAAAUAUCUUCAUACGACACCUUGUGAGCUUUUGAACUUUAAAAAAAGUUUGCAUUGGUUGACAUUUCUGGAGAGAUUUAUGAUGUAAAAGAUACCUUUUGAGAUCUUUGUAUUAUCUUUAGAUUACAGAAUCAGUGACAGUGCUGGUUUCAUUUGUAAAAUCAUCUGUGGGUCCUCCUCCAUGCCGGUUGUCCCGUCGACUAUUAACUCACUUUAAGAUUCAAUUUGCAAACAGACUAAAAAAUAACAACAAAAAAAAUUUAAAGAAGUGCAUGCAAAAUUCCAACAGAGAUCUUAAAAGGUUAUUUGGGGGAUUGAAUUGAAAUCAGUUCUUCCUUUACGAUUCCCUUCAGAUGGAGUUCAUGUUCUGUGGUGUACGAUUUCAUUAGACUGAUUUUGUCUUAAUAUCAACCAAUAAAGGUUUUUACAUACUUUGUAUGAACGAAUGAGGACAAGCUGAUAAAGGCAGCCGCAUUAAAAAAGUCUGAAUUAAAGGAAUGACUUCUGAGCUCUGAGCUGUGUAAAUAGAUUUUAGUUUGUUGUAUUAAGCAGACUUCUUUUGGUUCUAGUUUAGACUUCAUUGGAAAGUGUUAAAAACGUUUAUUUUAAUUUUACUUUCUCCACAAGGUAUGUACGAGUUUCCUUAUUUGAUCUUUGAUCUUCAGUUUCCAUUAGUUGGACUACUUUUCGUUCUUUGAACUAGCAUAAUGGUGCAUUAAAUUUGUCGUUUUUUGUUUAGUCUGUAGAUAAGUCUCGCUUCUUUAAAAAAAAAAAUUACUAUAGACAUUUUUUUUUAUAUGUAUAUAAAUAUUAUAGAUAUAUAUUUAUGUGGUAAAGAAUGGAUAUAAACCACAGUUUUGAACUACUUUAGUUUUUUCAUACUCAUAAAUAUAUAUAAACGUAAUGCAUAUAACCUGUCUUUAAAAUCGUAAAAAGAAAAAAAAAAGGUGUAUAUUGCUUUAUUCUCUUCGGGAAAGGACGGUGGAGCAGCUGCAUUAACAGAAUUGGUUGUAAAGUUAGACAUGGAACAUCUGGGCCACACAAACGGAUGCUCGAGCCUUUAGAUGCACUGAAACUGACCCUGCAUCCUGCUUCCCAACCCGCUUCUCCUCCAACGAGCAGUGUGCUAUGCAUUCUAGAGUUCUUUGCAACUGCUUUUUUUUUUUUUUUUUUUUUUUUAAAUCUACUCCCUCUUUGUGUUCGAUUGUAAAAGUUAUCACUUUAAAAGUCCAGAUGAGUUGUGACACUUGCUGCUGUGAGGGGAAGAGAGGGCACGUUUUUCAUGCCAGACUCGUCUGGGCUGGAAAUUCUUUUUCUUUUUUCUAAACUUGAUGAUUUGGGCAGAUUGAGCUGAUGGUCAGGCAUGAACAAAUGUUCUCUCCAACCCCCUCUUAAUCUCAAUUCUUAAUGGGAAUCAUUAUUUAUUUGGAGUUGUAUAGUCUUGGUUCACAGCAUUUUUGACAUAGAAUAUCUUUUUGUUGACUAUUUAAGAGGAUGUACAUGUUCUUUACUUUGUGUUUGGAUACUUUGGAUUUUUUCAAUGUUCAGUACAUCAAUAAAUAAGUUUGAC
Messenger RNA from Nematolebias whitei (Rio pearlfish), 3522 nucleotides. It is a transcript of the gene elavl2, whose product is annotated as ELAV like neuron-specific RNA binding protein 2. Bases 146 to 1315 code for a protein of 389 amino acids. The record is from RefSeq and is a predicted model, not a curated record. The transcript has 8 exons. Gene Ontology annotation, molecular function: RNA binding. Gene Ontology annotation, cellular component: ribonucleoprotein complex. NCBI's taxonomy places the organism in Eukaryota, Metazoa, Chordata, Actinopteri, Cyprinodontiformes, Rivulidae.